This is a messenger RNA of Lachnellula hyalina, 951 nucleotides long. RefSeq names its product 3-hydroxyisobutyrate dehydrogenase, mitochondrial (gene Hibadh). Gene Ontology annotation, cellular component: mitochondrion. The record is from RefSeq and is a predicted model, not a curated record. The transcript is spliced from 2 exons. Gene Ontology annotation, molecular function: NADP binding; NAD binding; 3-hydroxyisobutyrate dehydrogenase activity. Gene Ontology annotation, biological process: L-valine catabolic process. The coding region runs from base 1 to 951 and encodes 316 amino acids. Lineage: Eukaryota; Fungi; Ascomycota; Leotiomycetes; Helotiales; Lachnaceae.
AUGGCAAUUCAUUACGGAUUUAUCGGCCUGGGCGCAAUGGGAUACCCUAUGGCCCUCAAUAUCCGUCGGAAGGCCUCACCGGAAAGCACGUUAUACAUUUACGAUGUCCAUUCUCCAUUCUGUGAAAAGUUUGUGGCGGAGAAUUCAUCUUAUGGGCCUAUCAAGGUUGUGUCUUCCGCGCGAGAAGUCGCGGACAUGGCCGAUAUCAUCAUCUCAAUAAUUCCGGCGGCUUCACAUGUAAAAACUGUUUAUCUAGAUGCGAAGAAUGGUAUUAUUGCGGCGAAGAGCAACCAAAAACGGCUGAUGUUAGAAUGUAGCACAAUUGAUGCACAAACAGCCAGGGAUGUUGGAAACGCAAUACUGGAUGCUAGUAGUGGGAUAUAUAUUGACACACCAGUCUCGGGUGGAGUGCCUGGUGCGCUUGCAGGAACGCUCUCCUUUAUGAUAGGAUCACAGGAACCCAGCGCAGGCUUCGACAUCCACCCACAGCUCGAGGCCACCAUGAGCUUGAUGGGAACCCCAUCCAAGUUCUUUUAUUGCGGAAAGCUUGGAGCAGGCCUCGCUGCCAAAAUCAGCAACAACUAUCUUUCGGGAACGAUUCUUCUGGCCAGUGCUGAAGCGAUGGCAAUUGGGAUUAAGUCCGGCAUUGACAAACACCUCCUCUACAAAGUCAUACACAAUUCUACGGGUCAGAGCUUUAUGUGUGACCAUGUGAAUCCCGUUCCAGGGGUAGUGGCGCAUGCUCCCGCAAGUCGGGAUUAUGAAGGUGGUUUCAAAGCCCAAAUGAUGGUCAAAGAUAUGACGUUAGGUGUUGAUGCGGCAGCGGCUGUGGGCAUCAAGCCGAGUACAGGACAGGCGGCUCUAGAAUUAUACAAGGAGGCUGCAGUGGAUUCAAGAUGUAUUGAUAGAGAUGUCUCGGUGGUAUAUCGUUUCUUAAAUGGCCCGGAGUAA